GCAUUAUGGGUGCUACUUUGGGUAAACAGUAGUGAGUUGACGAUAUUACGCGGAAGCUUCGCUCGCUGGACUUAUUUACUCUGUUAAAUCGUACGAAUGAUUGGAUUACCGCCUUUCUUGUGAUGCUGGAUGUAUUAAAACACUCCCUCUCUGUCUGCUCGGCUUAAACAAACAACAAACAGAGAGGUGUGGCCAAAGUAGGAGCCAAAAUGGCCAGCGCAGGACGCCGGUUUCACACUGUGCACUGAUUCAUCCUACGGUAGCCAGCGAGGCUAAACCUGCUAGCUGAACGAGGAACUGCUGCUACAGAGAGAGAGAGAGAGAAGGGAACUCGGGGACAGAUGAACAUGGCUGAACUUGAGCAACACGAAGGAGCGCAGGUAUCGUUAGAAGUCAUUUAAGCGAUUCUGUCAUUUAUUCUAUCCGAAGUUAAUACGUGUCUAAUCUAAAUGAACUCAUUUGACAGGACCUUGACAAGAAAAUUGAGGAGACGAGACUCAGAUUCAAGAAUGAGUAUCUUCAAGGUAAAGAGAAUUGUGAAGGGAUAAGCUGAGAGUAACUUGCUGCUUGACCUGUCUCUUGUUCUGCACGUAUUUAGUCGAAGUAAGACUAAAAACUGUGGGUUCACUGCCCUCUAGUUUCCUGUUUGUUUACCUCUUCAGUUUGAUAAUGUGAUCACAUCUGAUAAGAAGAUAACCAGCUAACGUUAGCCUUUGUAUUGACACAUGGUGAAACUCAGAGUAAAACAGCCCGCAGGUAUAACGUCAUGGCCUUAAAUAGGACUUAAUUUGGGUCCACAGCACAGUGGGGUCAUUAUGGCUUUAACAGGAUUUUUCACGCAGGAAAAGUGAGCGUGGAGGGAAAGUAAAGCCUUGUGCCCUAAAUCCUUUGAAGUUCAUGUCAUGUGCUGUACCUCUGUGUUGUGUUUACAGACUCAGCAGAGAAAUAUGACUCCAGAGACGUGGACAGGCUUGAAAAAGAUGAUGCCCUGGUGGAGGGCUACCUCACAUGGAGAAUCUAUGUUGUUGAUGAUGCCUUGAAAAUGAUCGAUGAUAGUUUUCAGUGGAGAAAAGAGUAUGGUGUGAAUGGUAAGAACUCAGACUGAAUCAUUUUAACAUAUAUGUUCAAUUUACAGCACCUGAAUGAAGUAUGUUUGAUCUAGACACUGACACCAAUAACAACUGUACUAGCUUCUGUCUGUGGUAAAACGUCUCUUAAAACCCACAAGUUAUCAAAGUUUAUAAAAGGUAAAAGUUGUAAUGAUUUAGGUAGUUUACCAAGAACUUUGCCUCAGUUACAUAAUCAAAAUUUGCAUUAUGUAGAUAUAAAUCAGGAACUACACAGCGCAUAAUAACUAUAGGUAAAUAUGAUUAUAAAUCUGUCCUUCACUUCCUUCCAAAACAAGCACUGCAGUUUAAUAUCAAGUCCCCACUGAGGAGAAAUGUUGACAUCCUUAUAUUUAGAUGUUUGCAAGCUUGCGACACAGAUCCGCGGUUGUCUUUGUGCUCCUCUGGGAUGAAUCCAAACAGAGUGUCUUUGUGUGUUAAAACAGUUGUAUGCAUAGGCCACCCCGGGGAACAAUCCCCACUGUAUGUGUUUUCUGAAGAAUUUCCAAGACUUGUUGUCUGUUUAGUCUUUAAUCCAACAAAUUUAAUUUGUCAACCUUUGUUUUGAGGAGAUUUGAUUUAUUAGAGUCAUUAACAUGUGAGAGCAUCAGGGACUGUUGGUUAGUUUGUUCCCCUGUUGAUAAGAGUUUGCGUCAGUGUUUAUUAGUUUAAAGAGUUUAAGGAACCUCAGCAGGUUCUAUUAAAAAAAGUGAGAGACUUCCUCUGAAGGCUCAGAAAAGAAUGCAGUCGAGUCAUGUUUCAACUGACAUGUACGCACGCAGUUUCAGUUUUGUUUGUUGCUUAGUUGCAAUAGUAAUGCUUCAUCUUUUUAAAUAGAACAAGAAAGCUUUUCAGACGUGAUGGCGAUCAAGAUUUGUGGCUCCACUGUAUCAAACAUAUCUUUUGAAUAGUUUAAACUUUUUUGUUGUAACUUAACAAAUCAAUGUACCCCUGCUCUCAUAAAACUAUAUCCAGCAAAGCCAAAAAGUCAAAAAGUAUAUAUGUUUGUUUUCUCUCCUCAGACCUCAGUGAGAGCAUCAUUCCCAGAUGGAUGUUUGAGACCGGUGCUGUCUACCUCCAUGGCUACGACAAAGAAGGCAACAAGCUCUGUAUGUACUUUUCUACUACAUGGCUUCAUCUAUUGCAGGCUUACUCACUGUAGGCCUUAUAACUAAGUCUGUCUUACUGUAAGACAUCUGAGCCCUAUUAAAAGAGUUUAGUUACCACUCAAGUUUUAAACUAGCACAAACUGCUGCUACCUUUGCUGAUAAUUUGUACCUAUGUUUGCUCUCCACAGUCUGGUUUAAGGUGAAGCUUCAUGUCAAAGAUGCAAAAACGAUCGUGGAUAAGAAGAAGUAUGUUGCCUUCUGGUUGGAGCGCUAUGCAAAGAAAGAACCUGGGAUGCCUCUCACUGUUGUGUUUGACAUGGCAGACUCUGGCCUCAGCAAUAUUGUAAGUUCUUGAUGAUGGAAAAAAGGUUAUGGGAAUUAAAUCACUAACCCAUUGCUGUUGCUCAGGCGUCUUGUCAGAGGUUAUUUUCCUCUAGUUGUAUACAGAUCUUCCGAACUAGUUAAUUUCUAUUAAGUGCUUCACUCUUGCAGUAGAAGAAGACAAUUUCCCUGCUGUGACUGUCAUUGAAAUGCUGUCAAGUGUCCUCAAAUUUCUCGUUGUUUGAGCUGGCAUCUUGCCGGGACCGAUGCUCUUCAAUGGUUUUACACUUCUGAGAUUAAAGUAACCUUUAAAUCCCGUUGGUCAACUUGAGAGGACUGUCUAAUCCCGAGACUCGCGGUGUCACAGCUUCUCAAUGCAGCUCUCUGCGUGUGUCUCAUUGGCUGGGCUCUCUCUUGAAGAAAUGCUUCAGUUUAAAACAAAAUAAACCAACGCUGGCAGGGUGAAGAAGGAUAAACAGUUAUGCAACCCAAAUAUGAAAUGCUUUAAUUAAGAGGUCAGUUUGGAAAGUGGCCUUUUUGAAGGCUUGCUGAACCACAUAGAGUGCCAGAGCAAGGGUAGCCUGUAUGAUCUCAUUAAGACUCUGGGAGUGAGUCUCCUGCAUAGCAAUUAGGCUUUUAGCCUAUUAUAGAGCCUAUGCAGGAUAUAGGGGGGCUUUAGCUGUUGACCUAUCGGUUGUUUGUCUGAUUAUUGUGAUUAACAUGAAACUGUUAGAUGCUCACUUAUCCUGUUCACCUAGAGAAACGACUUUGCCUAGUUAAUCACCUGGAUAUGUGGUUUUCACUUGGGAGUAAUCAAGAACUGAGAGAUGAUAAAACUUGACUUUUUCAGGGCUUUCAACAGCAGAAAAGAAACAUUUCAAUCACAAGAGACUUACUUGUAUUUAUUCAUGAUGGAUAUUUAAAACUUAGACAUUUACUUUAAGCACGUCUUUAAGUUUCAAGAAGUUUUCCACCUUUUAAAAUCUGAUGUUGAACAUAUGAAAAAGUAGUGAAAACAAACAAUGCUCCCAUAAUAGAGCACUGUAGAAAGAAAGGACAUUGCCAUCAUUUUUUCUCUAAAAAUACUAUUUCAAUUAUUAUCAGUAUCAUUAUAACAUUUUUCCUUUCUCUCUUAUUCUCAUCUUUAUCCUGCUCUAAGGACUGAGGUUACCAUGCGUACCAUCAGUUGUAAUAUAGAGUACGACCCAGCUGACUCUUCUGUUUUUCCUGCAGCUGCUAUGUUGUGUUUUGUGUUUACUUCACAGCUCUGCCAUUCUCAAGCGUUUUAACUCAUUGCCAUUUUUAAUGUGCAAAACCCGAAUGAACAAAGGUCCAUUGUUAAAUCUGUUUAUCUCCACUGUGUGUUUCAGGACAUGGAUUUUGUGAAGUACAUCAUCAACUGCUUCAAAGUUUAUUAUCCAAAGUUUUUGUGUAAGUAUUAACAUUUUACUAAGUGCAUUACAAAUGUCAAUUCACAUGCUUUUCAAAAACAUCUUUCUGCUGCUUUCAGUCUUACGCCUUUUGUUUUAUUCCAGCCAAAAUGAUCAUCGUGGAUAUGCCCUGGAUCAUGAACGGUGAGAACGAACCUUCCUUUUCUGGGAGUCUGAAUCCUUUGUCCAUCCGUUAUUUAUAUAAAAAUCAGAAUCUGACUCCCUGAUCAUUAUCAUGUCUGUGUUACAGCUGCGUGGAAGAUUGUGAAGUCAUGGUUGGGUCCUGAGGCGAUUAGCAAGCUGAAGUUUGCUUCCAGAACUGAGAUUCAAUCCUUCAUCGAUCCUGAAUACCUGCCAUCUCACAUGGGAGGGACGGUAUGUUAUAGUUUCUGUAUGUGAUCCGCAUUGAUGUGUGGCUGUCAGCAAAAUAGUUACUGUUACUGCUUAUUGUUUUCUGUAAAGCAGCUACACUUGUGCUUUCAGUGGGAAAAGUUGAAGUGCUGGUGUUUUGCACAAUCCGGCUAUGCUAGCUUUCGUAGGAUUUGAAAAGAAACAGUUGAAACUUAGAUGACUAGUUUUUGGGUUCACACUGGCGUCAUAAACGGCGUAGACAUACAUUUUUCAUGGUUUUAUACACUUUCUUUGUUUCUUUCCAAGAAAGAAAUCGUUUAAGGUCACAUAUAAAGUCAUCGCUUUAGCAGAUGAUGAACUUUUGUUUGACUGCUCACUAUCACAUAACCCUUGUCAUUAUGUACAUCCACAUGCAAGCCAUGAGACUUCCCUGGAUGUAUCAAUAGAACUCAGUCUAACUGCCUUAAUUUGAACUGACAGCGUAGAAACCUUAAAAACCAUGAGACUUCUCUGGCUUCUUUCCAGGACCCCUUUAAGUACAGCUACCCACCUCUCCCAGACGACGACUUUCAUACGCCAAGUGACAACGGACCUAUUAUGAGUGAGGACGAGCCUGAGAGCAAAGAGGGUGAACUGGAGGUCAAAGACAACCUCGAGUCCAGCUUCAACUCUGAGAUUGCGGUAAAGCCCAAAAAGGUACUUCUAUCAGCUUUCCGUUGGAUAUUUUCAGGCGUGACAAAUUGUUUCAGAAUCAAAACCUUCUCCUUGUCCUUGUAAACUGCUUUGCUUUGCUGCAAUCCAAGGCAGGAUUACAGUUUCCAGUUUGGCAGAAUGCAAACCACUUGACCUCAUAUUUAUUUUAAUGUGGAUUAGUUGUUUCUUAAUUCAAUCGCCGGCUCAGUUAAAACUAAUAUUCAGCAAAACCAGCAUUGAGCAAAGUGAUCGCCAAGUAAGUUUCCCUGUGGUCAGAGAUGUUGUCUGUUUUGUCUUUCACCCACUUUUUUAAAGCUGAGCCUGAGCUUACAGCAUGUAAUAAAACCGCUCUGCAGAGACAUGCCGUGAAUUGAGUGGCAAGCAACGCCUUGAUUUAACAGAGAGUAAGCUCUUGCUCAUUGUCUCUGUGAAGGUGACUCCUAACGUCUGAGGCUGCAAUUAAAUCCUGCCAACAAAGCCCGGGCACCACAGCCGGCGCUCUGCUUCCCUCAUCCUCUCAGCUUCUCAUUUGGUCCACGGGGGUUGUCGAGUCAGUUACUUAAGCUCUCCCCCCGCUGUAGCUAGAUCCCUAUUCCCGAUGUUCAGUGAGACACCCUGUAGGUUUUAUCUUGAAUAUAUCUGCAGCCGCUGUCGACCUUCUUCUUCUUCUUCUUCUUCUUCUUCUUCUUCUUCUUCCUCUUCCUCUUCUUCCUCUGCUGUCACCGAAAAACUGAUCUACUUGCAGUGAGGGCUGCAGCUUAUGCCGCAUAUUCUGCUCCUUCCCUACAGGACGACCCAGCCCCUCGCUUCAUAAUCUGUUUAGCGUCUUUUCUGCCUACCAGCAUGCACAAAAAGCCUGCAUGAAAAUAGAUGGGAGCCUUUAAGGGGGUCAUAUCAGGAUUUCUGCUAUCAGGGGAAGACUUGUUGCACAUUCUAUCUGCACGUGUUGUUUUUGGUUGUUUUGUUUACCUGUGGUGCUGCAGCUGUCAUUAACAGAUAAUUUGCUAUUUUGCUGCCACAGUCUGGGAGCAGCAGACUCGGAGUUAACCUACAUUUGAUGUGAGAACAAGGACAUAUCUAUUCGGAUGUUUAUAGCUGCUGUUGAGGGUUUUUUUUUAAAGCUGGAUGCCUACAGGACACAAACUGUAUCAGCUGGAGAAAGCGAGUGGAGCCGCAUCACCCACAGCUACUCCCAUGAGCCUGCUAAGCCCCAAUAAACCAAACACUGCUCCCAUUGUUAAUAAAUAACACAUUGGUCAUGCAUAACAGAUUUAGAUUCACAAAGCUGAGAUAAAAAAUACAAAAAAAAAACAGUCAAUUGUUCCCAACAAUAAGCUACAGGCACUCAUUUGUUGAGGCUCUUACUAUAUAUUAUUUAACAUAGAAUCACCUUUCACUCUCUCUUUAUUAUUAUGAGUGUGAAACUCUGCAUAACUCCAGAGAAAAGGUGCAUAGCUCCCUAAUAGGAGCUUGGAUUAUCUCCACAUACUAAACCAAAGAACUGUGCUUUAACAAGCACUCGAGUCCCUUGAGUGUUGGACUGGAUUUCAAAACAUUUAAGGGAGCUCUGUGGAAAAAAAGAGCAGCUAGAUUUCAGCACAGACAGCUAACAUGUGAUCAAACUAUGAAGUUUAUGGAUAUGCCUGCGUGCGAUAAAGGUGGCAUACCCAUCAUAACUUGGAAACUCAACAAACCUCACCCUUCAGUUAAAACUACUGUCAUUGUAGUUUUUAUGGGAGUUGUGAUUCCAAUGAAUGUUUGCUAAGUCAAUUUAGGUUAUCUGAAACAAUCACAGCGUAAAAUGGGGUGAGGUAGAAGCUUGGGAAAUGCUGAAGGGAGUGGUGAUAAGAGGACAGUAAAGGAACAGGAUCAUCAGGAGUGAUUACAUAAGCACUGUAUCUUUCUGUUGACAAAAUGAGUAAGCCUGCUGAACUUAUCUUGUUAACUUAACCACAGUGUUAAUAUGAAACCCUGACUGAACUUCAAGCCUGUCUGAACACAUUCCACAGCGCUUUUGCUACACAGGAUCCUCCUCUCCCCUCCACUAUCACCACCCUCACCUGACUUCUUCUGGGUUCCAGGCAGCAUAACGCUUGAUGGCUUCAGGAAGCUAAUUGCCUCUCUCUAUCUGUUUCUGUUUUGAAACAAGGGCUGGAGGUGGUAAGAGAGUGUAGCGUCUCACCCACACACGGAGCUCAGUGUCUGGAAGAUUUCUGCAGGCUGAAAAAGGCUAGGUGCACUCGACGCGACUCAGGACAUUUUACGCGAGUGCACCUCCCUCGCAGUCGACUGAUGUCACCACCACCCUGGACCCGACAUUUCAUUUCGACCCUCAAAUCGCACUGAACUGUUUUUUGGAACCACAAAAUUUCCGGCUUUGUCAUUCGGAGAUGUAGGCAUGACAGCAAGCCUACCUUUUUGCACCAUUUCAUCUCAACACUGAACCAAACAGAACACUCCAAGAGAACGUCGCACAAUCACUGCUGCCCAUUAACAAUUCAACAUGAUGUUUUUUUAUCUUCAAAGCUUCGACACUAAGUAAUUGCCUCUAGGAUAAUUACUCUUAUAUAGAAGUAGAUCAAGCUAUUAACCCUUAGCACUAAGUCUUUCAAAUUGCUUGCCUUUGAGACAACUUUUUUAACUAAAGCCCUCUGUGCCUUGUCCUCUAAUAGUUUCCUUUACCAGGUCUGUGAUUCUGGAGAGUGCUAAUGAUGUAGAUCAGAUUGCCUUUUUAAUAUGUACUGUACAAUCAGUAGGCAUACUUUAUAAUGAGCAUUUCACUAAUCUUGAAGGAUUUGAAGUUGUUCUUGAUUUCUUUGUGUUUUAUAUUUAACUCGUAUUGUGUACAAAUCAAGAUUAAGUUCUCAAAUGUUGUUGUGGUCUGUUGUAUUUCUGUGUUGAUGAUUAUAAGGCUGUUACGCUUUGUUUGUUUUUUACAAAAUUUUGAAGAAAAAAAAGGAAAAUGGCAGUUUGUUUUAUGUUUAUUUCUGACAUAACUUUGUUUGAAUAUUACUAAUAUGACAGAAGCAGUGCUGAUGAUACUCACCAAAACGCUGUCCGUUUUGAUUUUGACAUCUGUUGGUUGUAUACAUUUUAAUUGAUAAGUUUAAUUUGAGCUUUUGUACUUUUUUUUAAAAGUCGCAUCAUUUCCUGAUUUUAUAAACCCUGCUCUUCCUAAUAACAAAUAAAUGGCAACAUUUCAUCAUCAUCAGCUGAUUAUCUCUCCAUGUCUUCAUUUUGCCGGUUGCAUGACAGCUGGUGAUUAAACUUAAAAUAACAUGUCGAGCUGCUUAUCACAGCAAAUGACACACUUCCCCUCUGAGUCACAAGUAUUCCCAUCACAUGCAGAGUCCAUUCACCUUUGUCUCCCUCCUUUCGCCCAAAAUGUGCUCACUCCCCCAUCUGUUUACACAACAUGUGGUGUCAGCAACAGUGAAAGCAUCCAUUUCCCCCUCCUCUCCCCUUUAUGUUUUGAUAUCCUACACGUUUGCGGAGUUUCACAAUUCCCAUCCUGUCAGCUGCUGAACGGUCUUGUGAUCUGAGUUGAUGUUUUGCUGAAGUGAGAGUAUCCACGCAUGUCUGAUAUUAUGACUCCAGGCUAGGUUGUACGUUUUUUUCCAAGGUUCUAUAUUAGAAAAGUCACAAGUUUGGGUUUUCCUUUUUGGUUCCGUAUUCUCAAACGAACAUGCUGCUUUUUCUUCCUCCUGAAGAUGAGGAACAAAGGUCAGGAGGUUUCUCGGAAAGAAAAAAAAAAGCACAUUUUUAGAAAGAAGAUGGUAUUUUUGAUGAGCUUAACCUUUACCGUCAGUCCCUUGUAACCCUUUAUUAAUCAUUACAGAUGACUGUCAAAAGCUUCAUUUACUGAUAGCUUUCUCUGCAUAAAGGGCAAAGGUCGAAUCUUUCAGUUUCAAGGAAAGGCCCAGAUAAGGGUCACAUGAUGACAUUAUCAGUAUCCUCAGUCUCCUCUCUAAUUAAGUGCUCUUUGUGUCUCAGGUGAACUUCAUGGAAGAGAGUUUGAGGUCAGAGGACAAUGAUAAAGGAGAACCCAGCACCAGGACCAAAGGGGCCAGGAAACCUCUGACCACCUUCAAAGGCCCUCUGCUGGAUGUUAGGUUGGUUAUUCAUUCACAGUUACUCAUUGCUCACAGGUAAUGAUUGUCACAUUGUGAAAGGAAAAGGUAGAGGUUAUCUGCUGAUUUUUGCACGUUUUUAUGGGAUAACUAUACUGUCUACAUCAUUCGAUCUCCUUUUCAGUGAUGAUAUUCUUUUUUUAGAGUUGCAUUUCCUGCCAUUAUGACUUAACCCGCAUCACAAAAUUUGUUUUCUUUGAGUAAGAAACCUUCAGUGAGAAGCUCUUCCUUUAAACGAUGCUUUUAGCCACACUGGCAGGUUGGCUCUUGGGAUGGCAUUUUUAGCCUCGGUGGGUCAGUAGAUCGACCACUCAGGUCCAAACGAAAAUAUCUCAACAAAUAUUUAAUGGAUCGCUCUGAACUUUUAUGCAAGCCUCCAGAGGAGAACUUCAUAUCACGUGGUGAUCUCUUGACUUCACUCAAAUGUCAGGACCAGGUUUACAGUUUUUAGUCAGUGUCUUGAACACAUUUGGCCGACACAUUGCACUUCUAGGUUAGCUGAGUCAUACUUACUUAUGGGAACCUUUUCCUCUUCAUAUGUGUGGUCCAAGUUGUAGCAUGAACAGAAACCAUUAGCUAUUGCCUGACCAACAAAUAUACUUUGACACAAAGUCAACUUUCAGUAUUUCUGGUGUAACCAGACGUUAGGGAUAAACAGCUUCCAGCGAAGACAUCCUGGUCCGUGUGCCGUAUUGUUUACAGGCCAGUUUGCAACUUGAGAAGCCAGUGUAUGUGAAGUUUACAAGCUCAAUUGACCUUUCUGGAAAUGUUUGUUGAGUAAGUUCCCUCAUAUCCGCUGGAGUAACCUAUAUUUAUCUGUUUCUGAUGAGUCUCAGUUUCACUGUAAACUCAAAGUUACACAGAGGCUUUACUUCAGUUUUCUACCGCAGUAAAAACCUCAAAUUAGCAAUGAAAUUCUUGUGAUUAAUGCUGCAUUCCAGUUACCUCGGAUGUCAGAUGUCAGAGCUGAAAAUGACGUCACACCUGAGUUACCAGCGUUUCAAGUACCAAGUCAGAGAAAAGCAAAUUCUGAGGUGGAAACAAGAUGGCUACAUGUAUGAAAGUUGUAAGAACGCUUGCCUUGUCCUUGUUAUACUCUGACAAGGCAAGUGCUAAAAUAACUUUCAUAGAUGUAGCCAUCUUGUUUUCGCCUCAGAUUUUGUUUUUUUUUUCCGAAUUGGUAACUGAAACGCUGGUAACUCGGGUGUGACGUCAUUUUCAGCUCCGACAUCUGACUUCCGAGGUAACUGGAACGCAUUAUUACUUUCAAUAAAAGGGUCGUAAAGCUCCUGUAAAGAACUAUAUGAUUGUGUUGAUUUUGGCGCCCCCUGUGGACAGACCCAAAACAAUUUGUCUGUAUGCUUAUUUUGCCCAGUACAUGUGUAGGUAGUGUUUUGUGGCCUUAUAAAAACUACAGUUUCCUUUUUAAUGUCAAAUUUGUGAUCACAUAAACUUCUAGCAUAGAAACUUUUUUAAAGGCUGUUUCUGUAGCGUGUUGUUCAUAGCCCUGCCUGACAUCUACAACCUACCUGUAGAGAGAGAUGUAGAUAGAAAAUAAUCAGUCUGGUCACAGAUGGGUUUGUUUACAUUUGUAAAGUUGUGAUCUUUAAUUAAUCAUUAAUUUCAGUAUUUAAGGAGCGUUUAGUUCAUCUGUAUAACAUCAUGAUGCAGAUUUGAAAAAAAGUAAAAAUCCAAGCUGUGUCAUGUCGGUCCUCAAGAGGAGAAGAAACUGUAUUACUUUCAUAAUUGGGCUUUAAUUAGACCAACUGCUUUGGUAAUUACUGUUUUACUAGCAGCAGGGUAUUAGAUCAAGUAACAGAUGUUUAUCAAAUUGCCGUACAGAUUAAACUAGUGGGCUGUGUAUAACGCCUCGUCUCUGACUGAGGGCCCACUCAACAGGGCACUCUGUGUCAAGGCUUCAUAUAAACACUUGACUGUGGCAAGGCUUGAAGCCCAGGUGCUUCCCCAGUGCUCUUCUUUACUGUCUCUAUGACUGGUAGCUAUGACUGUUAGUGUUUGUUUGAGAAAACCACAGAAGGGUCGCCCGAGGGAGAAGGGGGAAGAGUCCUGGAGUUUUCUCUGAGGGAAAGUGACACGACACAGCAACAGCUCCUUUUUUCAGCUCUGUUUUUGUAAACAAACAGAGAAAGCACAUUGAGAGUGAACAUUUUUAGUGUUUACAUGUCGGCUCAUUUAGUGGUUGUUCAGGAAUAACUUCUUAAAGUUACUAUCGCAGCCUGUUUACUCAGUGAAGAAAGCAAAAGAUUGUCCUUCCCCUUCAUAUUUUCAGUAUCUGGCAUGCUGUCAAUCCAGUUUGUCUCUGUUGAAAGUUUGGACUGUACGAUUUUUGUUUCUUCUUCUGCUGCUCAUAACAUCUUCAAUAUGAAUUUAUACUGCACUGAAAAGUCAGUCACGUCAUAGCUAAUGAGGAAAAAAACAGCCAUUACGCCAAAAUUGUUUCUAUCACCCAAGUUUUCCUGUCAAUAUGGUCGAAUUUCUGAGCAGUUCCAACAUUGUGAAAAAAGUCUUCCCUCUGUUCUCCACGGUUUCUCCUGACCUGAGUGGGUGGAGGUGGACAUGUUUAGUGAGGCUUUUUGCAAUAUGGCAAGUCCAGUUUCUGUGUCCCAUUUAAUUCAGCCUUGUUGAGCGUGUCAAAUAUAAAACUGAGGCAUGUUUUCUGUCUUUUAAUACUUUUACACAUCAUAAAAAAAAAGAACACAGUUCGUCUCUAAACUUUAUUUGACCGUUCAAAUAAGCCCUGCAGCACCAGUCUCUGUUUGCAGUCGUACAAGAGACAUGCAAGUUACCCUCACUGAAGUAAACUAAGAAGAUCAAACUGUUGUUUCCAUUUCAUCCUUGUGUUUCAUCAUCAGUGGAAGAGCCUCUGCUGUUCUACUCAGUUUAUAUUUGCACACAGUUUGGAUUAUUUGCUCCACAGUUAGACUAAACACACAGCGCUUAAGGCCAGAAAGGUCCAGUGGUCACUGAAGUCUUCCUGGUUUUAUCCUCUGAGCUGGAGCUGACUCAGUAUGUAUUUCAUUUUCCGACCAAGGAAAAAAACACCUCUCCUAUUAAGACCAAUACUCUCCAUCGCUUUAUUUAUUUAUGUUUUUUAUGUGUUGCUCUUUGACCCAUUUUUACAAAACCCUUGAACAUCACAGCUGAGUUACUGAGGAAGUAAAGCCAAAAUAUUAGGAACAAAACAUCAUAUUUAGGAAAGUUGGAUUUUAAAUCAUUUGAGACGUUGGUUCAUCAUUAAAUUUGAACUACAUGUAUUUGUACCUGGUGUCCAGAUACAAAAAGAUAAAUUUGUAUCACCCUGCACUUAUUGACAAAAUGUUCUCUUCGCAUAUCGACUCGAUGCCUACGGUCAUUAUUGAUGUGUUUGUUCUUUUAUGGCCUAAUUGAUCUAGUCACACGUGGGCAGGAAUUAAGCAUGCAACAAAUCAAUAAUUGAGUGAGAGACACUGACCGUUGAUCAAUAAAGCAGGUCGCGCCUCUUUCACAUGAAGUCAGUCACAUCAUGCGCUUUAAUUGAGAAUUCACUGAACUGCCAGAGCCGCCUGGAUAUGAAGUGCGCUGCAUUGCAAAGGAGAGUAAGAAUCACACAGUGAUCUGUAUGCCUCUCUGGUAAAUAACACAGCCAGCCAGCCAGCCAGCCAGCCAGCCAGCCAGUCAGUCAGUCAGUGCAUCACACACUGUAUGAUGCUGCUCUUCAAAUUCAUGAAUAAGGUCCGUUGAGUUGUGUUUUCUCUGAGAAAGUGCUUUGAUGUGAGGAUUUUGACAGCUCUGGGCUGUGAAUUAUAGUGAUAAACAGAUUUAAAUGAGCCUUAAACGCAAUUAUAUUUCUGAGCUGUGUUCGCCUUAAUUCGGGGCUGUGGGCUUUAGAGGGGAGUAGGGGGGCUUUGAUCUUGUGCUUGCCGAAGGUUUCCCGAGCCGGAAGACUCUCUCUGAGAUCAAGUGAGCGCCAGACUCUACAGCUGUUUUACUGGGUAAAAGGACAUAAAAAGAGAAAAUAUAUCUUUGUUCAUAGCCAUUUUAGUCCGUGAAGCACAGCCAGGCUGCAUCAAUGAAAGGCUUUAUCCACAUGAGGCUGAUACUGUAAUAUAUUUGCAAGUUCCCCCUUGGCAAAGAAGUCCCCAAUAAAAUCCCUGUUCACUGAGGCUGUAUUCAUCUGAUCAAAUACUAUUUAUAGCCCAAUUAGACUGUUGCAAACUUGAUUAGAGCGAGCAUUGAGUUCAAGCUAAAAUAUAAGGUCAGACGGCAGAGAAGCGUGUUGUUGCUACAUCUUUGAUCUGCUCUAGAUAUCACAACAAACAAAGCUUUUUUUUUCUUUUAAUCUCCAACUAAAAAUAAACGAAAUCUUCUGACUUAAAUAACAAUCUGCUCUACCAAUCUGAUGUCCUCUUUAUCGUCUUUAGACAUAAAUCAAGUUUAUAAGUAUAAAUGUCGUGUUUAUUUGUUAUGGUGCCCUGGAUGGAGGUGGGAACAUUGGGCAAACAUUCAGCCCAUCUUAAAGUCAGACAACAUCCUACUGUGGGACACAUUCACAAACUCUGAGCAGACCAGCUUGUCUGCUGAGGUCUGGUUUUUAUUUGACAAAUACUGAUUUGAUUCAGGGACCUUUGGUUGAUGGAAAAGAAAUAUUAGACAGAAAAUCAGUUGUGUCAAAAAUAACAGAAGAAGUAUGAUUUGAGACAUGAAAGGAUGAAUGACAUAUCUCCAUAGUUGUCAAGUAUCCCAUUUUGGCUGGGAAACUAUUGUAUUUUACCCCUUCCUGAUUAGUAUUGUCCCGUAAAUGUCCCGCAUUAUAAAAUAUGUAUUAAAAAAGAACAUUAUUCUGCCUCUCCAAACUGAACUCUAUCACUAGCGUGUGUAAGUACCCACCAACUAGUAGUAGCAAGUUGUCAUCUGUGACAACUCGCAGAUGACAAUUUACCAAACAUAAACUUACAGGUAUGCAUAGGUCUAAAAGGAGGGUGACAGAUAAAUCAAUGUUUUUAGUUUGUUACAGUGUUAUUGAAUCCUCUUUCACUGACUCUAUCUUCUAUACCAUGGUUCCUUCAAAACAGAGCACUGUCACUGUGAGUUUGCAUACCUAACAGCUUUAAACAGCAGGUUAUCUGCAGCUCAUAUACAUAAAGGCAAAUAUCACUACCCUCCAUUCAGAUGCCGCUGUGCUUCACUAACAAUGCACUGUCUGUCCUUCACUCCCAAACUUCAGUACAGGUUCGUUGAGUUUUUCUCUCUGCCAGCUGCUGUCAGUCAAACACAGACACCAAUUUGCCCGUCCAGUCACUGACAUGGAAAGGAUAUUUCCCAAAAGGCUUUUCUUUUUUUUAAACUUUAUUAGUUAGAAAAAGAAAAGCAAAGUAGGAUAACUAGAUGUGAUUUAAAUCGGUUUUAAAACUUUGACAUACUGCUGUUUUAUUCCUCCUGCUGUCUGUACAAGCACCUGGGUGGGGCUUUUCAAUACAAAACACACAGUACAAAUCCAUCUGGAUCAGGAAUAACUGCAUUUCUGAGGCUUUGGACAAGAACGUUAACAAGAAAUGGAGCUGGAAGUUUUCUUAGAACUCAGUGUGUUUACUUAAGCCAAGGCUGCACUACCAACUCGUAAAAGAAUGCCUACUACCUAAUCAGACGAUUAAAAGCUGCAUGACAAUGUUGUUACAGCUAGUAGACAGUGAAGGCUAUGUUCCAGAAGUGCCAAGAUAAUCAAGACACAAAAACUGCAGAUAAAAUACUCAUGAAAGAAACAAAAAAGCAUGAUGUAGACCAAAGGGAACCCUUUUCAGAAUUUUUCAGACCUUAUAGCCUCUCAGAUAUAUUCUGAUAGUUACUCCAGUUUCAUCAUGUGUGUUUUUUUCUCUCCCCCCAGUCCGGCAGAGGAGCUCAGCUUCGGUUCUGGGGAGUUGGAAAAGAAAAGCCUCAUCAUCUUGAGCAAUGUGACCAAAAAUCAAGUGGCCUUUAAGGUGAGUGUGGAGGGGAUCUAGUUUGUGAGCAGGGCAUUAGUCAUCCAAAUAAUUCCCUUUUAUGAAACACUUCAAAAAAAUAUGAAAUAAAAUGUGAAAUCCUCAGACAAGAACUCUAGACAAGGGAAAAACUGUGAAAAUGAGAUGAUAAAGUCACACAAAAGUCAUUUUUAAGAUUUCAUUUUUUUAAAUAGUGCUGGGCUUAUGAACCUGCUCUCUAAAAUUGCUUAGGAGACCUGUGUGAUUCUCGCUUUGAGCGCCGCAUUUGAUUUGUGUUUUUAAUUGAUUUUAUGCCGGCAGGUGCUCUCGGGCAGUUGCUCUCGUGUGUAAUGUGUGGUUCCUCACUUUUCUCCCACCGGGCAGGAUUCCUCUGUUUUAGAUGCUGAAAUAAAUCAGUCCUGCAGCAGCUUCUUGCAACCACAGGCUUAAGGAAACACUUGUUAGUCGAUAGAGACACUUUUUUUUCCUCUGCUUUUUGAGUACUUGCUGUGUUUGCAUUUUCCUGAGUCUGAAGAGAGCUCCCAUUUCGCUAAAAACUAUGGAGUAUGGCUGCCCCGUAACUUUUUAUUACCCAUGUUAAAAAUGUACUAAUAAAGUCUCUUGUGUCUUUACAGGUACGGACCACGGCACCUGAGAAGUACAGAGUGAAGCCCAGCAGCAGCACCUGUGAAGCAGGUGCUUCAGUAGACAUAGUCGUUUCCCUACAUGGAGGUACUGCUCUUAAACUCUUCACUCUUUGCUCCUUCACAGCAGCUUCAAAACACUGAACCUCAAAAUCAUCAAAGAAGUCCAGUUUAAAGUCGAGUUUCCUACAUUUUCAAAGAGCGAGCAUCCGUUUUUCCUUUUGUGUUUUUGACAAAAAUAUUUCACAGGUGAUAAAAGCAUCGUCCUCAAAACAAAGCAUCAAACAACUGACAGUGCGAACAACUUGACAGCCUCUGGGCAUUAAAAUGUCAGCUCUAGGUCAACGCUCGCUGCGUUUCACUCAGAAUCACUGCCACCUUUUCCCUUUUGUUUUCUACCCUGGCUUGACCCGCAUGAAUAUUUUAGUCUCAUAAUAUUUCCUGCAGGUUCCCAGGCCUCUCCUCAGGACAGGUUUCUGGUUAUGGCUGCAGAGAUGGAGAACACCGGAUCACAAGAACUCACGCAGUUCUGGAAAGAAGUCCAAAAACCCAAGAUCAUGGAGCACAGGUACACGUGUGGGCUCCGUCAGUGAGACUGUGGAAAGAUAUGAGGGCUCUUUGUUGUAGUUUCAUCUCAUUAUAUCUGUGACAGUAGACCUGUAGGCUGCAUAUCUCUUCCUGAUGAUCCCCCUCAUUAAGCUGUAACUCCUCUACAGGUUGCGCUGUCACGUUCUCGAGAGUGCAAAGCCAACAGUGAGUCUCCGCAAAGACAGCCUGGGGGAGACGGGGACCAGCGGGCAGCAGGAAUUUAACACAACGGUGAGAUCUGUUAAGAGAGGAGCCUUCUCUCUUUACAGCAGGAUUUAUCCCUCAGCUAUAAAGAGUUCUCAGAUAGAGAUAGGUUUUUUUUUUAAAACAGACACCUGUGUGCUGUUUCUUUACUGUGUGCCUCACAACCCUACAUUUACAACUCUUGAAAGUCACCAAACCUUUGUCCACCAGACUAACUUUGGCACUGAAAUACCUCUAAACCAUAAAACGGUGCCUGUUCUAGUUCUGUUUACAUCUUUAGAGGUGCUAAUAGGCAUAUUUGAGAGGUUUGGAGGAAGCCAGCUUAGCUCUUUCCCCUUUGCUUCCAGUCUGAAUGAUAAAUGAGCUUAUUGCCUCCCUGCUCCAGGUCUGCAUUUAUCACACAGACAUGAGAGUAGUAUCAACUGUCUUAUCUAACUCUUGGCAAAAAAGCAGAUUAAACAUAUUCCCAAAACACCCGGCUAAUCCUUGAAUUUACUGUGUAUCUAAUUUGUUGUCACGGCUGUAAUUGCGAGCGUGUUAGAUUGAUAAACCCGGUCAGUGAACUUUUCCUCUUCUUUUCUUACAUCUCUCCAGCUCAUGCGAGUCAUGGCCAGCAACUCACGGAUGGAGCAGAAGCUGAACACGUGUCUGUGGGUACAAAAGGUUCUCGUCGCUUUAGUGCUGGUCCUCGUGGUGCUCAACCUGCAGUGUCUCUACCUGCUGGGUACCUCCCCGCGGCCAUCUUGACCGGCCUGGGAGGUACCCAGGCUUGUAAUUUAUUGCAAAACAAAUAAUGUAGGUAAAAAACAUAUUUUUUGAUCAAAUGUUCAAUUUUUUAUAAUGUACAAAACGACAGAUUAUAAAAUAAACACCUUUUGACAAUUUAA
Messenger RNA from Xyrichtys novacula (pearly razorfish), 17417 nucleotides. NCBI's taxonomy places the organism in Eukaryota, Metazoa, Chordata, Actinopteri, Labriformes, Labridae. The record is from the annotation of a GenBank genome assembly.